CUUCACCCAAAAACACCACGUGACCCAGAGCGCCCCACGUGAUCUGUGGAAAGCUGAUCAUGUGACUCAGUCAUUCGCUCCUCUACAGUCCCCUGCGGUGAAAGACGAGAGUCAACAUGAGACUGGUGCAGUACACCGUGGUUGUCCUCAGUCUCUGGGCCUGUGGCGUGAACUCCAGGAGCUGCUCAGCGUUUUUCUGCCGCAAACAUCACCGUGUGAGCGGAGUGACAGGAGAAGACCCUGGUUCUCCUCUGUUCUUAACGCCGUACCUGGAGAAGGGACAAGUAGAUGAAGCCCGCAGACUCAGUCUCGUAGGUGAGCUGCCCGGUGCUAAUGUGAAAAGCUACGCUGGCUACCUGACCGUCAACAAAAAAUACAACAGCAACCUCUACUUCUGGUUCUUCCCUGCGCUUAUGCCGAGACAGGACAAGGCUCCUGUCCUGCUAUGGCUUCAGGGUGGACCAGGAGGAACGUCCAUGUUUGGACUCUUCGUGGAGCACGGACCAUACGUGGUUUAUAAGAACAUGACAGUGGGUUUGAGGGACUUCGCCUGGACAAAGCAAUAUUCAGUAUUGUACAUUGAUAAUCCAGUUGGGACCGGCUUUAGCUUCACCGAUGACGACAGUGGGUUUGCUCAGAAUCAGGAUGAUGUUGGCAGAGACCUGUACAGUGCUUUAACCCAGUUCUUCCAGAUCUUUCCUGAGUAUCAGGCCAAUGAGUUUUAUGCAACAGGCGAAUCCUACGCUGGGAAGUACGUUCCUGCCAUUUCUUACUACAUCCAUAAAAACAAUCCCAGCGCGAAGGUGAAGAUCAACUUUAAGGGGAUGAUGAUUGGCGAUGGCCUCUGUGACCCUGAAAUGAUGCUUGGAGGUUACGGUGAGUUCUUGUACCAGACAGGGAUGAUCGACGAGCAGCAGAAGGAGUACGUGGUGAAACAGACCGACAAAGGUGUCGCCCUCAUCCAGCAGCAGAAGUGGGUCGAGGCGUUUCAGGUGUUCGACAGUUUGCUGAACGGUGACGUGGAUCCAUAUCCUUCCUUUUUUCAAAACGCCACAGGCUGCACCAACUACUUCAACUACAUGACCUGUCAGGAGCCCGAGGACCAGGAGUACUUCUCCCAGUUUGUCACUCUGCCAUCAGUGCGACGUGCCAUUCACGUAGGGAACCUGACGUUCCACGAUGGCUCAGAGGUGGAGAAACAUCUGGUGCAGGACGUCAUGAAGAGCAUCAAGCCGUGGCUGGGAGUGUUGAUGGACAACUACAGGGUCCUCAUCUACAGCGGUCAGCUGGAUGUCAUUGUAGCUGCUCCACUGACGGAGAGGUUCCUGCCCACUGUGAACUGGACCGGAGCCGCCGAGUACAAAACGGCUCCCCGGUACCACUGGAAGGUCCAGCCGUCUGACACGGAGGUGUCAGGUUACGUCAGACAAGUGAAAGAUUUCUACCAGGUUAUCAUCCGGGGAGGCGGGCACAUUCUACCGUACGACCAACCGGCGAGGUCCUUCGACAUGAUUGACAGAUUCCUGUCGACCAGAGGCUGGAUCUGAAAUAUUUUGGUAUUUGAAAUAUCAUUUUCUUCAUCGGUGAUUCUUGAUUUGACACAAAUAUGACCAGCUUGGCUCCAGGUGACUUUAUUUUCUACCUGUCAGAGGUCUACAUUGGAAAAGUGGAAUCCAAUGGUACAAGGUUGCACUGAUUGUCGGGGUUAAAUUCUCUGUAUAUUUUGGUCAUUUUUGAAUAGAAAUAUUAUUUUGGGACAGUUUCACAGACAGGAUUUAAAUGAAGCCUGAAUUAGGAUCAAAUCUGUACCAGUAAGUAUUUAAGUGUGUACCAGCUUAAAUCUAAAAACAGAAGUAAGGAAUCUGUUAGUUUGUGCCAGUUUAUGCUUAACAUCAGGUUAGUAACGUUAGACUAGAGUUAACUACAUUUGUUAUCGCUAUAGAAGAAAUAACAGCAAAUUAAAAUGAACCAACGCAAUGUUAAUGUUGCAUGUUAAUUGCUAACACACACAAAAAAACAAUUUCCAUACAGUAUUGUGAAAUAUAUGUAUAUAGAAGCAACAUGAAAAGGAUUUCAAAUGUACAAACCUUUGACCACUGAAGUGACAGGCUGUAAAAACUAGACAGGAAGUUAUUAAAGUUAUCUACCAACCUUGUUUAUGUAUGAAUAAAACAAUGGUGUUUUUCUUAAAUACGUCAAUAUUUUGUAUUGAAUUGUAAUAAAAUUCCUGCCUUGGGCCGGAUUUAACCGGAGUUAUUUCGACUCUUUUCUACACUUCUUCUAAGUCCUGUCUGUGAAACUGGUCCCAGUGUUGCUGUCGGUUAGUUAAUAUGUACAGAAAAACGAACAAUUUAAAAUUUAAAUCGAAUUAAAAUUUUGUUUGUUUUUUUAA
This is a messenger RNA of Cynoglossus semilaevis (tongue sole), 2392 nucleotides long. It is a transcript of the gene cpvl, whose product is annotated as carboxypeptidase vitellogenic like. NCBI's taxonomy places the organism in Eukaryota, Metazoa, Chordata, Actinopteri, Pleuronectiformes, Cynoglossidae. The record is from RefSeq and is a predicted model, not a curated record. Gene Ontology annotation, biological process: proteolysis. The transcript has 13 exons. The coding region runs from base 117 to 1547 and encodes 476 amino acids. Gene Ontology annotation, molecular function: serine-type carboxypeptidase activity.